This is a messenger RNA of Malassezia restricta, 2292 nucleotides long. RefSeq names its product saccharopine dehydrogenase. The transcript has a single exon. NCBI's taxonomy places the organism in Eukaryota, Fungi, Basidiomycota, Malasseziomycetes, Malasseziales, Malasseziaceae. Gene Ontology annotation, cellular component: cytoplasm. The record is from RefSeq and is a predicted model, not a curated record. Gene Ontology annotation, molecular function: saccharopine dehydrogenase activity. The coding region runs from base 1 to 2292 and encodes 763 amino acids.
AUGUCGAGCAACGUGGUUCUGACGCAUCCCCUGAUCCGCGAUGGCUGGUUCCGCGAAGAGAGCCCGCAGUGGCCCGGGCAGGCGAUGAGCCUGCGCGUGCGCCGCAUCCUGCACCACGAAAAGAGUCUGUUCCAGGACGUGCUUGUGUUCGAGUCGGAGACGUACGGGAACGUCCUCGUGCUCGACGGUGCGAUCCAGUGCACGGAGCGAGACGAGUUUUCGUACCAGGAGAUGAUUGCGCACCUGCCGAUCAACUCGCACCCGAACCCGCGCCGCGUGCUUGUGAUUGGCGGUGGCGAUGGCGGUGUGCUCCGUGAGAUUGUGAAGCACGACAUGGUCGAGGAGGCCGUGCUGUGUGACAUUGACGAGGCCGUGCCGCGUGUGUCGAAGCAGUACCUGCCGCGCAUGGCCGAGGGCCUGUCGCACCCCAAGUCGCGCGUGAUCAUCGGCGACGGCUUUGCGUUCCUCAAGGACCCGCAGAACCAGGGCUCGUUCGACGUCAUCAUCACCGACUCCUCCGACCCCGACGGCCCCGCCGAAGUGCUCUUCCAGAAGCCAUACUUUGAGCUGCUCAAGGGCGCCCUCCGCCCCGGCGGCCACAUCUCGACGCAGGCCGAGAGCAUGUGGCUCCAUCUCCAGCUCAUUCGCUCGCUGACCCAGUCGACCAAGGAGCUGUUCCCCGUCGCCGACUACGCCUACACCAUGAUCCCGACGUACCCAUGCGGCCAGAUCGGCUUCGUCGUGUGCUCGCUCGACCCGGAGCGCAACGUCCGCGAGCCCCUGCGCACCGUGCCCCACUGCUCCUACUACAACAACGACAUCCACCGCGCCGCCUUUGUCCUCCCGCAGUUUGCGCACCGCGUCAUUAUGGACGGCGAGCCGGCGCCCGCCCCCGUCGUCGCGACGGGCGACGUCAAGCGCCGCCGCACCGACGCCUCCAAGCCCAAGAGCGUGCUCGUGCUCGGCUCGGGCUACGUCGCCGCGCCCGUCAUCGAGUACCUCUUGCGCUUCCCUGAGCUCAGCGUCACCAUCGGCUCGGCCCGCCACGCCGCCAAGCUCGGCGCGCAGUUCCCCAAGGCGCGCACCGUGCAGGUCGACGUGCAGGAUGCACAGGCCCUCAGCGCCGCGAUCCAGCCGCACGACCUCGUCAUCUCGCUCAUCCCGUACACGCACCAUGCCGCUGUGAUCCGCGCGGCAUGCCAGCACAAGGUCGACGUCGUCACGACGUCGUACGUGUCGGACGCGAUCCGCGCUCUCGAGCCCGAGAUCCAGGCUGCCGGCAUCACGGUCAUGAACGAGAUCGGCCUCGACCCCGGUCUCGACCACCUGUACGCCGUCAAGGCCAUCGCCGACAUCCACCAGGCCGGCGGCCAGGUGCAGUCGUUCCGCUCGUUCUGCGGCGGUCUGCCGGCGCCCGAGGCCGCGACGAACCCGCUCGGCUACAAGUUCUCGUGGUCGUCGCGCGGCGUGCUCCUGGCCCUGCGCAACACGGCCAAGUUCGUGCGCGACCAUGCCGUGCAGACCGUGAGCGGCCUCGACUUGAUGGCCACCGCGCAGCCGUACCACAUUCUCCCGUCGCUCGCCCUGGUCGCGUACGCCAACCGCGACUCGACGCCCUUCCGCGAGUGGUACGGCAUCCCCGAGGCCGCCGAGUGCAUCCGCGGCACGCUGCGGUACCAGGGCUUCCCUGAGCUCGUCCUCGCCCUCGUGCGCCUCGGCUUCCUCGACGAGACGUCGCAGGACUGGCUCGCGGCGCCAGGUCUGACGUGGUCGCAGCUCGCGGCGCGCCUCGUCGGCACGCAGGCCGACGAGGCCUCGCUCCGCCGCGGCAUCGAGGAGCGCACGGGCGCGAGUGAGCUCGUGAUCGAGGGUCUCCGCUGGCUCGGCCUCUUCUCGGACGACGCGGUCACGGUCGGUGGCCUGCCGGAGCAGCUCGCGGCCAAGUCGGGCAACCUGCUCGACACGCUGUGCGUGCGUCUCGAGGGCAAGUGCGCGUACGCGCCCGGCGAGCGCGACAUGGUCCUACUGCAGCACCGCUUCGGCGUCGUGACCAAGGACGGCGCACACAAGACGCUCACGUCGACGCUCCUCGACUACGGCGUGCCGAACGGCACGACGGCGAUGGCGCGUCUCGUGGGCCUGCCGUGCGCGAUCGCAGCGCGCCUCGUGCUGGAGCGCCAUCCCGCACUCAAGAAGACCGGCAUCAUCGUGCCGUACUCGCUCGACGUCGCUGAGCCCAUCCGCCUCGAGCUCGUGCAGGAGGGCGUGGCGCUCGAGGAGCAGUGGCUGUAG